AAGUAAACGUUAGUUUAAAUGUAAGUAAGCUAGAAACCAAACACAAACACGUUCUUCUAUAACUGCAAAUUUAACUAUAAAUAAGUCAGGCAAAAUUCUAAGGUUACAUCCAAUCAAUCAAUGGGUACUGACAGUGACACCGUCGUCUCCUCCUCCUACGACGAUCUUCAUCACAGUCUCAAUGUCGCCGUCCUCUCCAGCCCCGGCAUGGGCCACUUCAUCCCGGCCCUCCUCCUAGCCAACCGCCUCGCCGCCCACCACCGCGUCAGAGUCACCCUCUUCCUCGUCGCCACCAGCGCCGCCGCCGGCCGGCCGAACCUCCCACCGCACGACCCUCUGGUUCGGAUCCUCACUCUCCCGCCGGUCGACAUCUCCCACCUCGUCAACCCCUCCACCCAAGUCUUCACCAAGCUCUGCCUAAUGGUCCGCCAGGCCUUGCCCGCCGUCCGCGCCGCCGUCGCCGCCAUGGACCCCCGCCCCGACGCCCUCAUCGCCACCCACUUCGCCUACCAAGCUCUCGAAAUCGCCGCCGAGUUUGGUCUCCCUAAGUACGUCUACUUUCCUUCCUCGGCCUGGUUCACCGCCUUGACCGCGUACCUCCCGGUGCUUGACCGGGAAAUCGCCGGCGAGUACGUCGAUCAGGCGGCGGCGCUGAGGAUUCCGGGGUGUAAACCGCUCCGGACGGGGGACGUCGUGCAGCCGAUGAUGAACCGGAAGGAAGAACAGCACGAGGAUUAUGUAAGAAUGGGGAAGAAUAUUCCAUUGUUCGACGGGAUCUUGUGCAAUUCAUGGCAAGAUUUGGAGCCCGAAACUUUCCGGGCUUUCAAGGAGAACGAAGCUCUGAAAUCCGUCGUGAAAAUUCCGGUUUACCCCAUCGGACCGCUGAGUCUGUGCAGCCAUGUUGAACCGGGCGGGUCAGGUUCCGAGUUGAUGACGUGGCUAGACCGGCAGCCGAGCGAGUCGGUGGUCUACGUUUCGUUCGGGAGUGGUGGGGUUUUAUCAGCCGAUCAAAUCACCGAGCUGGCUUGGGGUUUGGAGCUGAGCCGGCAGAGGUUUCUCUGGGUGGUUCGGCCGCCGGCCGACAACGGAGGCCACGUCGACGGCGCGUUUUUUAACAUGGGGAAAGCCGCCGCCGGCGGACUUGAGCUUGACUACCUACCGGACGGGUUCUCGGCCCGGACGCGGGACAGGGGAGUUGUGGUCCCGGAGUGGGCUCCGCAGGUGGAGAUCCUGAAGCAUCCCGGCGUCGGAGGGUUUCUGUCGCACUGCGGCUGGAAUUCGUGUUUGGAGAGCGUGAUGAGCGGCGCGCCGAUGGUCGCGUGGCCGCUGUACGCCGAGCAGAGGAUGAACGCGGCGUUCAUGGCGGAGGAGGCCGGCGUGGCGGUGAGGGUUACGGCGGAGGGAGUGGUGGGGAGGUGGGAGAUAGAGGAGAAGGUGAGGGCGGUGAUGGAAGGGAAGACGAUGAGAGAGAAGGCUAAGCAGCUGCAGAAGAGCGCCGCCGAUGGGCUGCGCCGCGGCGGCGCAUCGGAGGCGGCGAUGCGCAGUGUGCUGGCGCGGAUAGUCGGACAAAAAAUGUAGCUGAGCCGAGCUAGGCAGGUAGCUGUGUUAUUUCUUGUACUACUUUGACAUAAAAAUAUAUGAAUAAAAAUAUAAAAAAUUUAAUAAUU
Andrographis paniculata is the source of this 1667-nucleotide messenger RNA. RefSeq names its product anthocyanidin 3-O-glucosyltransferase 5-like. Bases 121 to 1578 code for a protein of 485 amino acids. Gene Ontology annotation, molecular function: UDP-glycosyltransferase activity. Lineage: Eukaryota; Viridiplantae; Streptophyta; Magnoliopsida; Lamiales; Acanthaceae. The transcript has a single exon. The record is from RefSeq and is a predicted model, not a curated record.